GAUCGCCGGUUAUAAACGAAGCCAUCUUGUUUCCAUUUGACAUUAAAAAGUUAGCGUUGGAAGGUGCAGUGCUUGUUGAAAAUUGAUGUUUGGUGCUUUAUUUGACGUUAACAUAUCAAAAUGUGGAAUGAAGAUGUGUGUAGACUAUGUUUAUCUAAUAAAGAACUUGUUUGUGUAUUUGAAAACCAGAAGAAUCAGGUUAAUAAUUUAAAGCAAAUCGUGUUUGUUACUACUGGAGUUGAGAUUCUCAAAGAGGAGGAAAUUUCCCGAAAACUAUGCGGACACUGUCGUAGGGUCAUUUUAAAAAUGUACGAAUUUAGAAACAAAGCGUGCAAUACGGACAAAUACCUUAAGGAACAGUAUGCUAAUUAUUUGAGAAUGAAACGGAGGAAUUACUCGGAAAUUCUCCAUAAAAAAUCGAUCAAAACGAAAAUCGAAAGCGUCCAUCCGACGGUUUCUGAAGUCUAUUCUUCCUUCCCCGAUAUCAAACUACCUCACAACGUUUUGUCUUCGGAUAUUUGUCCCUCGGUUUGUAUGGAAUUAGGCGCCGUUGAGAAUUAUUUCGCCAGCAACAACCUGGAUAUGAACAAAUCGGUACGAAUGGCGGUGAAAUCGAUGAGAAUGUUCGAGAAAAACAACCUCGAAACGAAAAAAGCACCCAAACGCCAAAUUAGAGAGAACCCCAAAAUCCGAACUAAAAAACCGAAAAUCUCGCCGGACAACACGCCGAUUCCGACUCUAAUGGAUACCCUCCAGCUCCAGCCUAAAAUUAACGCUGGCCAAGGUUCCAAAACGGUCCGAGAUUCACCCGAAACUCCAAAAAACCACACGGAGGAACAUCCGCGUUGUGAAUUCUGUAAAAAGGAAUUCAAAUUACAAAACAAACGGGACCAUGAAAAAAGUUGCGUGAUUAAACAUAUUUUGACUAAUAAAACCUACGUGCGGUUGGAAAUUAUCGAUUUGGAUGAAGAAAGCGGUAAAAAACAAUCGAUUGUUGGUCGUCUGAAUCAUUCGAAAUCUAUGGAAAAAUCGAAUGGUGGCGAUUUAUUAUCGAUUGUUGAUCGAAAUAAAUCGAAAUCUAUGGAAAAAUCGAAAAGUGGCGAUUUAUUAUCGAUUGUUGGUCAAAACAAUUCAAAAUCUAUGGAAAAAUCGAAAGUUGGCGAUUUAUUAUCGAUUGUUGAUCGAAAUAAAUCGAAAGGUGACGAAUUAUUAUCGAUUUUUGACGAAAAUUAUUCAAAAUCGAUGGAAAAAUCGAAAGUUGACGAUUCAUUAUCGAUUGUUGGUCAAAAUAAUUCAAAAUCUAUGGAAAAAUCGAAAGGUGACGAUUUAAUAUCGACUUUUGAUCCAAAUAAAUCGAAAGGUGCCGAAUUAUCACCGAUUCUUGAUCAAAACAAUUCGAAAUCGGUAGAAACUCCCAAAGGUGGCGAUUUAUUAUCGAUUCUUUGCCAAAACAAUUCGAAAUCGAUGGCAACUUCGAAAUGUAACCAUUUUUUAUCGAUUCUUGGUGAAAAUAGUUCAAAAACUAUCGAAACUUCGAAAAGUAACGAUUCAUCAUCGAUUUUUGAUCGAAUUAAUUCAAAAUAUAUUGAAGCAUCCAAAAAUAACGAUUCAUUAUCGAUUCCUAAUCAAACUAAAUCGAAAUCUAUAAAAACAUGGAAAGAUGACAAUUUAUCAUCGAUUGUUGGUGAAAUUCAUUCGAAAUCAAUCGAAACAUCGAAACAUAACGAUUCUUCGUUAAUUGCUGGUCGAAUUUCUUCGAAACCGACAGAUUUAUCAUCGAUUGUUGGUCAAAAACAUUCGAAAUGCAAAAAGGCAUCGAAAGAUCGCCAAAAUCAUUCGAAAUGUUCAGAAAAAUCGGAAGAUGUUGAUUUAUUAUGUACGGAAAGGAUCGGAUUGUCCGAUGAAGAAGACAAAUCGGGUACCAGCACCAAAACCAAAGCCGUUCCGAGUAGUAAACCAAACCCCGAACCCCCCAAAAAAUCGGUUAUAAUCCAUUCGAAUGUAGCGGUAAAUUUGAACGUCGAAUCAUUCAUUACGUCAUCAUUAGUCCGACCCGAUCUGAGAAUAACCGACGACAACGUUUUGAAUUACGACAAAAUGCCCGCCAACGAUAUGGAGCAAUUCAAACAAUUGUUGAAAAAUAACGUCGAUAACAUAAAAAUAUUGGUCGAAAACCGAACCCAAAUAGAGAACCCCGACAAUAAAACCAUAGUUAAAAAUGCCUCGGGGACACUGGCUCGCUUUAAAGGCUUAAAGUCGACUUUGUACUCGUACAGAAUACCAGUUUAUAUAACAAACGGCGACUUCAACGUCGAAUUCACCGAAACCGUUAAAAAUAUCGAAACUUCCAAUAAAUUUUGGUCCGAUUUGAAACCGAUCGGUUUGAUUCAAAGUGAUAGACACACGGGAAUUCAACCAGCGCAAUUUUUGGACCCGAAAUCGAAAUCUAUCGACGAUUUGUCGAGUUCGAGUAGCGAAUCGAAAUCGAGACAAAUCGAUUCCGAAAACUCUUCGGAUAAUAUUUUGACAGUCGACAGUUCGAAAAGUGUCAAGACUGAUUCAAAUUGUUCGGAAAAAACGUACAAACCCGUGAUUAGAGUUAAAGACAUCAGUAAUUUGAGAUAAUUUAAUAUUAAUUUUCUAAAAUUGUACCCACCCCUUAUGCCAAAAACGAUCACGAAUAUUUUGGUAUUAUCCCACAACAUAACUAACCCCAUUUUUUAAAUUCUCUUUUUUGAAUAUUUUUUUCGAUGUCUGUAUUUUCGCUGUGUCGUCGUUCCAGUUUCUAUUUGGUAACGACAACAAUUUUAUUGUUGAAACAAAAUAGAGUUGGUACGAUAUCACUGGGUAAGGAAGUGAUUCUUUGAAUUUGUCCAUUGUCCACUGGGGUUAUAAGCGAGGUUUCUGGAAGUAUGACGAUGCAAGAGACCGAUACAUCAAAGUGAACUUAUGCAAAUGUGUAAAAUAAAUCUGCUUGUCUAAUUUUUAUACUUUAAAUUAAUUUUCUGACCUAACCAUCCCUGGUCGUAGAUAAAAUAUAGUAUUCAACAAUAUUCUCGCACGCUAGUCUGAUUUUGUUGCAAAUAAUCCAACUGUUAUAUUUGCUAGAUAAAAAUAAAAGAAAUCAGGUUCAUAUUUAUUGAGUAAACCUCGUAUAACUUUAAAUUCAUUUUAUGACUAGAGGUCACUAGAUUUUGAUAACCUAUUCAUGUAUAAAUAUGUAGUUCGUUUUUGUAUUUAUUUCUGGAUAAAAUAAUAAGACUUGAAUAGAA
This is a messenger RNA of Diorhabda carinulata, 3272 nucleotides long. RefSeq lists its product as uncharacterized. The coding region runs from base 121 to 2625 and encodes 834 amino acids. Gene Ontology annotation, molecular function: zinc ion binding. Gene Ontology annotation, biological process: extracellular matrix organization. The transcript has 3 exons. The record is from RefSeq and is a predicted model, not a curated record. Gene Ontology annotation, cellular component: nucleus; extracellular matrix. Lineage: Eukaryota; Metazoa; Arthropoda; Insecta; Coleoptera; Chrysomelidae.